Acanthaster planci (crown-of-thorns starfish) is the source of this 5303-nucleotide messenger RNA. RefSeq names its product alkaline ceramidase 3-like. Gene Ontology annotation, biological process: ceramide metabolic process; phytosphingosine biosynthetic process. Gene Ontology annotation, molecular function: N-acylsphingosine amidohydrolase activity. Lineage: Eukaryota; Metazoa; Echinodermata; Asteroidea; Valvatida; Acanthasteridae. The record is from RefSeq and is a predicted model, not a curated record. Gene Ontology annotation, cellular component: endoplasmic reticulum membrane.
CCCGGCCGUUAAGUUGAAUUUGUACUGUCUGGUCACAACCACAGAUGUUCUGUCCAUGAAGCCUGCGUAUCAGCUGGAACUCGGACAGGAUGGCUCCCAUCAAGGACCUGGAAGGUGUCUGGGGCAAGCCAACGUCAACCCUGGACUGGUGUGAAGCCAACUAUGUUGUGACCCCGUACAUUGCAGAAUUCUGGAACACUGUGAGCAGCCUGGCGCUUAUCUUUAUUCCUAUCCUGGAUUUGGUUUACACGAAGUUGACCGCACCAAAACGGAUCCAUAUUGAGCGGCGCAACUACAUGGCAUGUCUGGCCUUUGUCUCGGUCGGUCUUGGGUCCUGGUUCUUUCAUAUGUCACUGCUGUAUGAAACACAGCUUUUGGAUGAGAUUCCAAUGAUUUGGGGUACUUGUGUCCUUGUGUAUUUAUUCUUUGAGAAUAAUUCCAAGCCCAACAGCCGCAACUAUGUCCUAGUGGUGUUCCUCGUUCUGUAUGCCACGCUGAUCACCGGUAUCUACGUCCUAGUCAUCAACCCAGUUUUCCAUCAGGUGGCUUUCACACUGUUGGUAUUAGCAGCCCUGGUGAGAGGCGGAUACUGUUUCUUCUAUCUAAAGAUGGAAUGUUCCCCAGCACUGUUCUUGUUAUCAGUGCUUCUGUUUGUCUCGGGGGGUGUCCUGUGGUUGCUUGAUAAUGGCCUUUGCAUGCACCUCAGGCAUGCUCGUUCAUUGGUUCCCACCCCGCUGGAUGUUGGGUUACAACUCCAUGCCUGGUGGCAUGUCCUUGCCGGGCUGGGUGCCCACUGCCAGUUCAUGUUCAGUUAUCAUUCACGUCUGCGUUACUUGAAACACCGUACUACUGAAUGGGUCGGCUGGUUUCCGCUUGUCACCAUCAUUGGGAAGGAAAAUGGACACAUCAAAUAAAAACCAGUGCUGACAGCAUUCACCCCCACCAUGAAAGUGGUCACAGUCCAGUGGAAAUGAACAGCCAAUGAAAGAGCUUUCUGUGGUAUGAUCUGCUGUCUGAGAGGGGUGAGCAUUCGCUUGUAUCUGGCAUAAUGACAAUUAAUAUUUUGAAUGCCAUUAUUUAAAAAGACUAUUGUUUGCACAAGUGUUUCACUGUUGUAUUUAAUCCUGAUGAUUUCUCUGCACUUUAAGCGUCUUUCCCUCAAAGUGAAAAGUGUGUCUUUAAUUAAAACAGUGUGGCAGAAUUGAUGUGCCACAUGUAAUUUCAAGUAAAUAUUGAUACCUAAGACAGUUUAGCCAUUCCUAUCCACCUUGAGUUGAAGUGCACCCUCACCAGUGAAAGAAAGACUAGCUGAUGAGAAGUUUUCCCACCGAGUUCCUGCAUGCGUGGCGUUCGGCGCACACGCAAAGACUAUACAUUCCAGUAUAAAUUUGUUGUGCAUAUUCAGGCGUGCCCCGCACCAAACGCGCGUAAACUUGCAUGCCUCCGCGAUGACUUCGUACAGAGGACAGUCAUUUUCAUUUAAAAGUGCAUCGUCUUUUGUUACCGCUUGGAGCAGUUUGGUCCAGAGCCCAUCACUUGACUGGUCUCAAACAGUUUAUAAAGCACUGGCUGGGUGUUUCACUGUGCACCAUAUGUGCGUACCCAUCUCCAUACAAGGAGAUUAUUUACGACUGCUCACGAGAGGAACAUACUAUAACAUGGAUAGGGUGGUGAUCAAAAAAGAAGGAGUAAAAUUGUCAAACAAACUUAUUGCAAAAUCAGUCAUUAGUCACAUCACAUUUAUUUCAUUAGUAUUAGUUGUGAUCAUGCUGAUUUGUGUGACAACUAUUCAAUUUUUUCAUUUUAAACAGAUCUUGCAGAAUGUUAAUCAAUAAGGGUAGUCAGCAUUUUCCCAAAGUUUGGAUUUGUUAAGAAACUAAAGCUAAAUAGUAUUAACAGAUGAGCUGUUCCAUCUUUAUAGAAAAAGUACUCACUUUUCCAGGUUCAUUCAUGCAUUAUGUUGUCAGAAUGAGGAUGAGAUUGCUUGGAACCUGAGGAAGAAAUUUUGGCAAAUUUGGAUUCAGUCGUGUGCCAUUGCAAAGUGACAUACGGUAUUCUUUAAUAAAUGUGCAAGAACCCAGUAGGAUAUGACAAAGUUUGUUCCUGAGCAGGGUACUUUCCAGCAAUCAGUUUCUUUCCCCCCAAAAGGGGGCAAAGCUUUGCUGUAGGGCGCCAAAGUUUACGGCAAUUUUAUACUUAUGGGGACUCAGUCUUACUCUACCAGUACUACCAUGUUCCCAGUACAUGUGCAUGCAUAAAUAGGGCACGCGAAAUCCAGAUACAAAAAUUUCAAAGUAAUGGUGAUGGAACCAGGCCUGGAAAGUUGUGAUUAUUUUUAGAACCCAAUAUUCGUUCCAUUUCAUUUAUUGUUUUAAUGAAUCAGAUGGCUGGCCCAUCUUUAUCUAAGUUUUAUUUGUCUCACAUUUUUCUUAAAGGUUUUGUGUGGAAUGUUUGAUACACGUUUUUAUGUUAAAGAAACGUUUGACCUUUUUUCCUGCUUAAAGAAGGCUCUUAUUUUCACUGAGUAUAUAUAUCCAGGUAUUACUUUAGUAUCAUUAUUCAGUAUUAUUCAGCAUUACUGACGCCAUAUUUUUACACUGUCACAUCAGUAGGUAAGUCAAGUGGAAUGUUUAAUACAUGUACACGUUUUUGUGUACAACGUUUGACCUUUUUACCUGCUUAAAAAGGUUAGUUUUUCACUGAGUAUGUAUAUCCAGGUAUUACUUUAAAUUAUUCAGCAUUAUUGACACCAUAUUUUUACUCUGUCACAUCAGUGGGUAAUUAUUCAAGUAACUGAAUAAUAUAAAAAGACAGAAAUCCUUAAAACCAUGAAAAUCAGCUGUCGGAUUGGACCACAUUUGGGUUUGUUUGGGCUGAUGAUGCCACAGCUUCUGGGAUACUUGGCAUGCUUGGCUGAAGAGGCCCCAUCCCCUCCCCGGAAGUGGAAACCUUCGCCAAACAUUCUUAUCUUGAAACCUUAUAAGCUACCCGUUUUGUUAUAAUUUUAAAUUUUAGAUUAAGCAAGGUCAUGACUUAAUUUGCAGGCAAACACAUUCCGAUCAAUGCAAUGAACUUGUUCAACCCACCCUUGAAAUUUUUGUCAGUUCAUCAAUGCAGAAUUCGCAUGCACAUUCAAUGCAAAUACAUGUGUACAUUAUGUAUAUAUUGUGAUGCCAAAAGGCAGAUGUCUAAAUUCAAUGUUUAUGUUUACUUUCCUGUGUAACAGAUGCUUUCAAUAUGUUCAAGGUACUGUAGUUUGUACAUAAAUGUAUUCUUUAGGCUGGAUGCAAUAAGGGUAAAUGUGUGUAUCUUUAUCUAAAAUUGUGAUUGAAGAAAUUUUUCACCUUUUUUCUCACUGGAAUGAGAAUUCAUCAUCUCUCAGGGGUUCAUGAAAUGAAUUUUGCUGUAAUUUGUUUUUUUACGUGUUCUCCUUCCUGAACUUGUUAAAGCAAGGAAACACUCUUUCUCGGCGUAGAUUUGAAGUACGCCUUUUUCACUGCUUGCAGUACCCUAGCCAUUUUUGCUGACAACUGAGGGCAUGGUUGUGGUGAUGCCAUCAUAUAGGCACACAUUGGAGCCACAGCGACAGUCACACACAUGACGCAUGCUGUACGUAUUUUUGAAUUGAAACAUGCAUGCGUUUUAGGAACAUUUCCCACUUGAAUACAGCCUGUGUGUGAAUGUGUUAAUGUUUAGCCUUAACUAUGGCAACGGUCAUAAUUGUAUGCGGGCAUGUUCUAUCUAGUGCCAACAUGAGUGCAUGUCUUCACAUUGCAAUGAUGAUGGUCCUUGGAGGGGAACUCAGAGCUUGCAUGCAUGUUUGUGCUUAGUUUUUGCACUGAGUGCAUGCAACUACCGGAAAGUUCUGUUCAAAUGUAUCGUCUUUGAGUGUGUGCUGCAACCUUGUCUCUAGCAGUCACUUUAUCCAGCUUUGCUUCCAGUAGUAACCCCUGGAAAGCAAAACUCUCUUCCUGUAUUCUGAUCCGAUGCAUCAACAGCGAGGAAAGGCUUUAUCUCAUGUAUUUGGUGUUUAUAAUUUCACUGUGUUAUGUGUUUCACAUUUGUUGUGACUUACUAUAUCCACUUUCACUGGUAAACAUUCCGCUCUCUCCAUUUUGAUCAUAAUUAUGAAAAACUGUGAUGCUGCAUAUUGCUUGAAUGGGAAUUUAACUUUUUAUCUUUGAAAAAGGCCACAAAGAAUUGACUCUUUUGAAUACCAGACACAAAUGAUGAUUGAAAGCAUGGUCAAGCACCAGACUAUUAAUUAUUAAUACAUGCAUCCAAAAUUUGUUUAUAUAUGCAAAUGAUCCAGUGCAAUGGUGAGAGCAGGACUGGUAGCCACCGAGUGCACUGCUCAACUUCUUGUAUCACAUGUAGUCUACUUUUAAUAGAACAUAUGAACCCAAACUGCAUGCUGCAUCUGAAAGUAUAUUCUGGCUUUUAUGUAGAGAAGCCAUGAAGACAACGGAACAGACAACUGGGAAAAAACCAAAAAAACAAAAUAAAUGAAAAGAUUCCCUCAGUAUUUGAUGUUGAAGUUUUCAAUGCGCCGAAUUGAAGGUUCUCUCCUGCAUGACUGUUUUUUCAAGACUGUUGGAAACCAAAUUAAUGGUAUAUAGGACUGAUGUACAUGCAUUUCUACAAUUCUAGUAAAUUUCUUUUAAAAGGAUUUUUUUUCUAUUUGGCUAAUACGAAGUUUUGUGUAAAUUUGCAUAUUUUGUAUAAUUAUGUAAUAUGCCUUUGUAGGGAGUCAGGUUGGCAUAGCUUUCUAUCCUUGCUUUUCACCUUUGCAAUCCACUGUUUGAAUCCCACCAGAAUUUUAGACACAGUAUUCAUAAAAUAAUAAUGAAAUGGUACAGUGAACAAAGAUAUCUUUUUUUCCCUGAAAUUAUAGAAAAAGCCCAAGGCAAUUUAUUUAUGGGCUAUUUUAUAUUUCAAUGUGUCAGUUGACUGUUAUUCAUAACAAGUAGAAGACUUCCAACGGAAAUAAGUACAGCUCGACAAAUGUCAGUUUUGCAAUGUAUUGGGAGUAGAGAUAUCCUUUUCUGAGUUAUAUAUGUUUCUGAGUUAUAUAUGUUUAUUUGAUGUGAUACCAUAUCUACCGCAUAUAGAAUUGAUAUACUACACGUAUGUUCAAGAUACUUCGUGUUGGUGAAUGCACACUGAUGCCCUAACCGGUGAAUGAAAUUAUGCAUUUGCCUCCAGCAGUAAUUGUACUUUUUUAAUGAAUUUUUAUAAGGCAGCUGUGUUGUAUUUGUGGCAGUUUCAUGUCUUGCAAUAAACUGGAUUAAUGAUGUUAAAUU